AUGAACGAAAUAGAAAAUGAGAGUCCAAUUUUGGAGAAUGAGCUCGUAUCUAAAUAUGAAAAAGAAUUGAGUACAGAACAAGAAGAAGAUGGGCCUAUGAUCCUUACGCAGUUGAAUGAAGACGGCACCACUUCUAAUUAUUUUGAUAAAAGGAAGCUUAAGAUUGCCCCUAGAUCAACGUUACAGUUCAAAGUGGGUCCACCAUUUGAAUUGGUUCGGGACUAUUGUUCAGUAGUAGACUCUCAAAGUGGAAAGGAAUUGCAAUUGCGGAUUAUUCCAAGAAUCGACAGAGGAUUCGACCAUAUUGAUGAAGAAUGGGUAGGUUAUAAAAGAAAUUACUUUACUCUAGUAUCCACGUUUGAAACAGUUAAUUGUGACUCAGAUUCAUUUUUAAAGGGUGUUUUUGACCUGCAGUUUGAAGAUUCUUCGUUAGACGACAAAGUAAGAGUGCAGUAUUUUGCGAUCAAGAUAAGAGCUAAGAAUGACGAUGACGACACAGAAAUUAAUCUUGUUCAACACACAGCUAAACGUGAUAAAGGACCACAAUUUUGUCCCUCUGUAUGCCCCUUAAUUCCUUCCCCUUUACCAAAACAUCAAAUUAUUAGAGAGGCGUCGAAUGUUCGAAAUAUUGCUAAAAUGAAGAAAUAUGAUUCUACUUUUUAUUUGCACAGAGAUCAAGUUGAUUAUGAAGAAUACGGAGUCGAUUCUUUAUUAUUUUCUUACCCAGAAAAUUCUAUUCAAAAGGUUGCCCGUUAUGAAAGAGUUCAAUUUGCUUCUUCAAUUAGUGUGAAGAAACCAUCCCAACAAAAUAAGCAUUUUAGUUUACAUGUAAUAUUAGGUGCAGUUGUAGAUCCAGAUAGCUUCCGUAAUGUUAAACCCGGAAUUCCUUACGAUGAAUUGGCCUUGAAAAAUGGAUCAAAAGGAGUAUUUGUAUAUUUGCAAGAAAUGAAAACACCCCCUCUAAUUAUUAGAGGAAGAUCUCCGUCUAAUUAUGCGUCAUCUCAACGAAUAACAGUAAGGACUCCCUCGAGUGUUAAUUCUUCUCAAAACAACACUAAAAAAAGAAUGGCCUCAACAACACCUCAGCCAUUGAAAGAAAGCUGCUUAAAUGCAAGACCCGCGAAGAGGCGAUCCAAAGUAACGGUAGAUGUAUUGAACUCAGGUAUAUCUAGCUCGCCGAUUAAAUCGCGGCAAUCAACUCCAGAAGAAGCUUCAAAGGAAAACGAGGAUCCGUUCAUUAGGCCAAGAAGAAGGGUAGAAACUCUUGAACAUAUCGAAAAUAAAUUGGGUGGCUUGAAAACUCAAUAUCCAGAUUCCUCUUUAAAAUAUCCGAGCUCCUCUUCAAGGGAUGUAGAAGAAGCUCUAGAAAAUGAAGAUUUGGCAUAUUCGAGCAGUAUUUCUGUUAAUAUGAAGCAAAUUGAACUAAAACCAGCAUACACCUUUGAACAUGAAAACGUUUUUAGAGUUGGUUCGCUAGCAUUCAAAAAAAUCAGUCAACUACCGCAUGAAAAAUACGAUAUUACAAAAGAAAAAAAAUGUAUCGAGCAGAAUUAUUCAAGAAUCGAGGUAUAUUCACGAUCUGAGUGCAAAACUAGCUCUGGGAACGAACUCUCUCUUCCAAAUAUCUCCUUUUCGAUAUUACCUAACUCAGCAGAAAAUUUCCAUUUGGAAACUGCACUUCUUCCAGCAAUGGAAGAGGACGUACCAAGGACCUUUUCAAGAAUACUAGAAACAGGUUCAUUUCAAAAUUAUUAUCAAAGAAUGGAAGCAGAAAACGUGGAUCGACUAUGUUCUAAAGGUGUCAAGUUAGUAGCGAGUGGUACUCUACCAUCUCGUAUAUUUACUAGCGAAGAAUUAUUUGAAGAAGAUAGUUUCUAUAAGCAUUAA
This is a messenger RNA of Saccharomyces eubayanus, 1887 nucleotides long. It is a transcript of the gene NDT80, whose product is annotated as transcription factor NDT80. Bases 1 to 1887 code for a protein of 628 amino acids. Gene Ontology annotation, biological process: positive regulation of transcription by RNA polymerase II; meiotic cell cycle. Gene Ontology annotation, cellular component: nuclear chromosome. The transcript has a single exon. Lineage: Eukaryota; Fungi; Ascomycota; Saccharomycetes; Saccharomycetales; Saccharomycetaceae. The record is from RefSeq and is a predicted model, not a curated record. Gene Ontology annotation, molecular function: DNA binding; DNA-binding transcription factor activity.